Cornus florida is the source of this 4444-nucleotide messenger RNA. RefSeq names its product protein GIGANTEA. The coding region runs from base 399 to 3977 and encodes 1192 amino acids. The record is from RefSeq and is a predicted model, not a curated record. Gene Ontology annotation, cellular component: nucleus. Gene Ontology annotation, biological process: regulation of circadian rhythm; regulation of long-day photoperiodism, flowering; response to stress. The transcript is spliced from 16 exons. Lineage: Eukaryota; Viridiplantae; Streptophyta; Magnoliopsida; Cornales; Cornaceae.
GCCCUCUAUGUAUGAUGUAUGGCACAUGUAUGGCCAUGCUAAUAUGAUUCCAAAUUAUAUUGACACGUAUGCAGCGUAGCAAGUCGAUGCACUGAGAGAGCAGCUAAAGAUCUCCUUUUCCUUUUUUCUCUCUCCUCUCUCUCCACCCAAAAUCUUAUAAUCUCCGUCUCUACAGCCAAAAAAAUCUCAUUUUCACAGAAUUACAGUAAGAUAACAACCAAAAUCAAAGGCACAGAAUCACAAAAAUUCAUCUAACAGAGCUUUGUUUAAAUUCUCUGACAAGCAAACCAGAGAUUUUGCCGAACUAUGGAAAGCAAUCGUUACCAGAAUAAUUACUGAAUUCAGGAAGUUUACAGCUGAGAGUUGCAAAAUUUUGUUUCUGAAUUUUUAUCAAGUGGAUGAUCUUGAUUCCCCUUAUUUUUUUGGUCAAGGCAUCUAUGGCUCGCGCCGAAGAUAUUCGAAUGGCUAGUUCGUGUGAAAGGUGGAUUGAUGGUCUUCAGUUUUCCUCACUUUUCUGGCCUCCACCGCAGGAUGUACAGCAACGAAAGGCUCAAAUUACUGCCUACGUUGAGUAUUUUGCUCAGUUCACAUCGGAACAAUUUCCUGAUGAUAUAGCUGAGCUGAUACGGAACCGUUAUCCAUCCAAGGAAAAGCGCCUUUUUGAUGAUGUUUUGGCCACAUUUGUUCUCCAUCAUCCAGAACAUGGGCAUGCAGUUAUUUUUCCUAUAAUUUCCUGCAUCACUGAUGGUACACUGGAGUAUGAUCGGGGUACUCAUCCAUUUGCUUCUUUCAUUUCCUUAGUCAGUCCAAGUGUUGAGCAUGAGUAUUCCGAGCAGUGGGCUCUAGCUUGUGGAGAGAUUCUAAGAAUUUUAACCCAUUACAAUCGCCCAAAAGUAAAGGUUGAGCUUCAGCAAAGUGAAGCAGAUAGAAGCAGUAGCGGCAGCCUGGCUACAACAAGUAAAUCUACGGACACGGAAUCCCGUCAUUCACCUCCUGUACAACAAGAGAGGAAACCGUUAAGGCCUUUGUCCCCCUGGAUUACUGAUAUAUUGCUUGCUGCACCUCUGGGUAUUAGAAGUGACUACUUCCGAUGGUGUGGUGGUGUUAUGGGAAGAUAUACGGCUGGAGAACUCAAGCCCCCUUCAACUGCUUCUUCUCGUGGAUCUGGAAAGCAUCCCCAGCUCGUGCCAUCAACUCCACGGUGGGCUGUUGCUAAUGGUGCUGGUGUUAUCUUAAGCGUUUGUGACGAGGAGGUUGCUCGCUAUGAGACAGCAACUUUAACUGCAGCUGCUGUUCCUGCGCUUCUGCUUCCUCCCCCAACAACACCUAUGGAUGAGCAUCUUGUUGCAGGGCUACCAGCUCUUGAGCCGUAUGCACGUUUAUUUCAUCGGUAUUAUGCAAUUGCUAGCCCAAGUGCCACACAAAGACUUCUUCUUGGACUUCUAGAAGCACCUCCAUCAUGGGCUCCAGAUGCACUAGAUGCUGCUGUGCAACUUGUGGAACUCCUAAGAGCAGCUGAAGAUUAUGCAUCUGGCAUGAGGCUUCCAAGAAACUGGAUGCAUUUUCAUUUUUUACGUGCAAUUGGGACUGCAAUGUCCAUGAGGGCAGGCAUUGCUGCAGAUGCUGCAGCAGCUCUACUCUUCCGUAUACUUUCACAGCCUGCAUUGCUUUUUCCUCCUCUAAGACAAGUUGAAGGAGUUGAAGUUCAACAUGAACCUCUAGGUGGUUACAUUUCAUGCUACAGAAAACAGAUUGAAGUACCUGCAGCUGAAGCAACGAUUGAAGCCACUGCACAAGGGAUUGCGUCAAUGCUUUGUGCCCAUGGCCCAGAGGUUGAGUGGAGAAUAUGUACCAUAUGGGAAGCCGCUUAUGGCCUGAUACCAUUAAGUUCCUCAGCUGUUGAUCUUCCAGAAAUUAUAGUUGCAACCCCAUUACAACCUCCCCUUUUAUCGUGGAACCUAUACAUACCUCUUCUUAAAGUGCUGGAGUAUCUUCCUCGUGGAAGUCCAUCUGAAGCAUGUCUCAUGAAAAUAUUUGUUGCUACUGUUGAAGCAAUUCUUCAGAGAACAUUUCCACCUGAUUCCUCCAGAGAACAAAUCAGAAAAACAAGAUAUCUUUUUGGUGUUGGGUCUGCCUCCAAAAAUCUUGCUGUAGCAGAGCUUCGUUCAAUGGUUCACUCACUAUUUUUAGAAUCAUGUGCCUCUGUAGAUUUAGCCUCCCGCCUGCUUUUUGUUGUAUUAACUGUGUGUGUCAGUCAUGAAGCUCAGCCUAACGGGAACAAGAGAUUAAGAGGUGAGAAUAGUCGUCCCCCCGGUGAAGUCAAUGAAAACACAGAAGCAGUGGAUGAAAAUCAGAGAGACAUGGGCACUAGAAAAGCGAAAAAACAAGGUCCUGUAGCGGCAUUUGAUUCGUAUGUUUUAGCUGCUGUUUGUGCUCUUGCAUGUGAACUUCAGUUGUUCCCUCUGAUUUCAAGAGGGAGUAAUUAUUCAGGUUCCAAAAAUGUGCUGGAUGUAGCCAAGCCUGCAAAAGUAAAUGGAUCUUGCAGUGAGUUGCAAAAUGGUAUUGACUAUGCGGUUCGUCAUACUCACAGGAUAUUGGCAAUUCUGGAGGCACUUUUUUCUCUGAAACCAUCUUCUGUUGGCACCUCAUGGAGUUACAGUUCAAAUGAGAUAGUUGCUGCAGCUAUGGUUGCGGCUCAUAUAUCUGAAUUGUUCAGACGGUCAAAGGCUUGUAUGCAUGCUCUAUCUGUCCUGAUGCGGUGCAAAUGGGAUAGUGAAAUUCACUCCAGGUCAUCUUCACUUUACAAUCUUAUCGAUAUUCACAGCAAAGCAGUUGCAUCCAUAGUCAACAAGGCAGAACCACUGGAAGCACAUUUGAUGCGUGCACCAGUUUGGAAGGAUGUGCCAGUUUUUCUUGCUGGCAGGAAUCAAAAUCAAAGUGUAAACACUAGCUUCUUUGAAUCAAAACAUCCAUCAGCUCAGCAGUGUGAAGCUUUGGCUGAUUCAAAGCCUUUACCUAAGGGUGAGAAAUCUUCACAUUCAAAUGAAGGAACAGGAAAUAACCCGGGUAAAGGGAUCACAAGCUUCCCAUCAGAAGCUUCAGAUUUGGCCAAUUUCCUGACAAUGGACAGGCAUAUAGGAUUUAGUUGCAGUGCACAAGUUCUUCUAAGGUCUGUUUUGGCGGAGAAACACGAAUUAUGUUUCUCUGUUGUUUCGUUGCUCUGGUACAAGCUGAUUGUGACCCCUGAUACACAACCUAUUGCUGAGAGCACUUCAGCCCAGCAAGGAUGGAGACAGGUGGUUGAUGCUCUAUGCAAUGUCGUAUCUGCAUCACCAACAAAAGCUGCAACAGCUGUUGUUUUCCAGGCGGAGAGGGAAUUGCAACCUUGGAUUGUUAAAGAUGAUGACCAAGGUCAAAAGAUGUGGAGAAUCAACCAGCGGAUUGUAAAACUGAUUGUGGAGCUAAUGAGAAAUCACAGUACUCCAGAAUCAUUGGUAAUCUUGGCUAGUGCUUCAGAUCUUCUUCUACGUGCCACAGAUGGUAUGCUUGUUGAUGGAGAAGCAUGCACUUUGCCACAACUGGAGCUCCUGGAAGCAACAGCUAGAGCAGUUCAACCAGUGCUUGAGUGGGGCGAAUCUGGUUUGGCAGUUGCAGAUGGCCUAUCAAACCUGUUAAAGUGUCGCCUACCAGCUACAAUCCGAUGCCUCUCUCAUCCUAGCGCUCAUGUCCGUGCUCUUAGCACAUCAGUUCUUCGUGAUAUUUUGCAUAGUGGUUCAAUAAGAUCUAGGAAUAAACAAGUGGACAAAAAUGGCAUCAAUGGUCCGGUUUAUCAGUACCUAAAUGUAGGCAUUAUUGACUGGCAAGCAGAUAUUGAAAAGUGUCUAACAUGGGAAGCUCAUCGUCGACUUGCAACAGGAAUGCCUAAUCAGUUCCUUGAUACUGCUGCCAAGGAAUUAGGCUGUACAAUAUCCUUUUGACAUUAACUUGCAUUUGGCAGCUGCUUUAGGUUCUACUGUUGUAUUUAUUACAAGGAUUCACAAAAAUAGGAAGAUGCAAGCAAAUAGAAGAUCAAAGAUUGCAGGUAGGUCAGGAGACUUGAAAUUCUGCUGUUGUCCAGAGAUAAUGUAAUGUCAUCAUGGUCCUUCAUGCAACAUUGUUGGUGUAAAAUAAGAUUUGACCACAACGAGGUUGCCCUUCUGUUAAUUCUUCACUCUACUAGCGUAAGUACCCCCCAUCUCGGUAAUUAGAGGGGUAGAAGAUGUAAUAUGGAUUUUUUUAUUUUGUGUGUGUGUGUGGUGCGCCCGUGUACAGAUAAGUUCACCAAAAGUUCAGUCAUUUGGAUGGUGUGCUUCCAUUUCUUUGAAUACUGUUGAGAUGGAGGCUUCAUUUUUCUGUUCGGAAUGAUCCAUUUCAUGUGAAUGAAGCCUGCUGUCCUCGAGCACAA